This is a messenger RNA of Chelonia mydas (Green sea turtle), 4040 nucleotides long. RefSeq names its product cyclin dependent kinase 5 regulatory subunit 1 (gene CDK5R1). The record is from RefSeq and is a predicted model, not a curated record. Bases 159 to 1064 code for a protein of 301 amino acids. Lineage: Eukaryota; Metazoa; Chordata; Testudines; Cheloniidae. Gene Ontology annotation, cellular component: protein kinase 5 complex; cytoplasm. Gene Ontology annotation, molecular function: cyclin-dependent protein serine/threonine kinase activator activity; protein kinase binding. The transcript is spliced from 2 exons. Gene Ontology annotation, biological process: positive regulation of cyclin-dependent protein serine/threonine kinase activity; brain development; activation of protein kinase activity.
GGGCGCGGGGCGGGAGCCGGAGCCGGCCCCGGGGCGGGCCUCGCGCUGCAGAACCUUGGACAGAAGCGGAGCCGCCGCCGGGUCGCGCAGGGCGGAGCUGAGCGCAGCGCCCCGGGCACCGGCCCCCGGGCCGGAGGCGGCGGGCGCCCGGCGGCGCCAUGGGCACGGUGCUGUCGCUGUCCCCGAGCUACCGCAAGGCGCCGCUGUGCGAGGACGGCGCGGCCGGGCUGGGGCCCUACAGCGCGGCGCCCGGCGGCCGGAGCGCCAAGGAGCGCGGCCUGCGGCGCCACCCGAUCCUGGCCGCGCUGCCCUGGAAGCGCAUCGCCGCCGUCUCGGCCAAGAAGAAGAAGCACUCGCAGAAGGUGCAGCCCGGCGGCUGCCCGAGCAGCGUCGCCCACCUCAACAGCGAGAACCUGAAGAAGUCGCUGUCCUGCGCCAACCUCGCCGGCUUCGCGCCGCCCGCGGCCCCGCCCGCGGCCCCGCCGCUCUCCGCGGCCAAGAGCGCAGCGCCCGCCGGGCGCAAGGCGCCGCCCAACCCCGGCGCCGCCGGCACCCCGCGGCGGGUCAUCGUCCAGGCCUCCACCGGCGAGCUGCUGCGCUGCCUGGGCGACUUCCUCUGCCGCCGCUGCUACCGCCUGAAGCACCUGUCGCCCACGGACCCCGUGCUGUGGCUGCGCAGCGUGGACCGGGCGCUGCUCCUGCAGGGCUGGCAGGACCAGGGCUUCAUCACCCCGGCCAACGUGGUCUUCCUCUACAUGCUGUGCAGGGACGUCAUCGCCGCCGAGGUGGCCACCGACCACGACCUGCAGGCCAGCUUGCUGACCUGCCUGUACCUCUCCUACUCCUACAUGGGCAACGAGAUCUCCUACCCGCUCAAGCCCUUCCUGGUGGAGAGCUGCAAGGAGGCCUUUUGGGACCGCUGCCUCUCCAUCAUCAACCUCAUGAGCCCCAAGAUGCUGCAGAUCAACGCGGACCCGCACUACUUCACCCAGGUGUUUGCUGACCUGAAGAACGAGUGCAGCCAGGAGGAGAAGAGCCGGCUCCUCAUCGGGCUGGACCGGUGAGCACCCCCCGCCGCUGGGACUGGGGCACCUUUCUGGUGCUUUGAUUUGUCAGACGCAGGUGGAGGUUGGGUGGACCUUGGAAAGGGCAGCGGAGCCCCCAGCUGGCAGCACUGACCUUGGAACAGUAGCCGCCUGGCUUGGCCUCCAGCAGUGCUGCAGCCACGGGGGCGGGUUUGAAGCUGUUGUUGUAGCCAGUGUCUGUUCGGUUUCUGUAACUGCCUGGAGAUCCAUUGCUCCCUCCACUUCCUGGGCCGUCGCACCGAGUGCUCAGUGGGAGCUUGGCUGUCCUUUUGCCCAGACAGUAUCUGCCGGAGGGAUUGUCCACGCAGAAGUCUUCACACUUGUGAGCAGGCGGCUUCAAGAAAUGACUUGAAGGAAAUGCUGGCCUUUACUUUCUUGAAGGGCCUGGUGGUGUGGGAAUGGGGUAAUUCAGUGGAGUCUUGAGCAUCUGGCAUUUCACAAAGGGAUCCAAUGCUUUAAAGCUGGCGGGGGUUCAGAGCAGCACAAAACUUAAGAAAAUUAACCUUAAAAACAAUCAGUAUCAAACUCCAAAAGGGACUUAUUGCAUGUAACAUGUAGUUAGCUGGGAAGGCGAGGGGGGGAGAGGUGGAAUCGCACACACCUUUGACUCUGCAUUGGUGGCUCACAUGUUUAAUUCUCAAAAUUCCCAGAUUUGGGAAAGCCCAACUUUGAGCAGGCAAAACAGUUCCUCACAGGCAUAGAAGUAUCAUUCGUGAUCAAUGCUGCAGCCUGUGGUCUAAGGCGAGUUUGGAAUGCUGUCUCACCAGUCAAGGCACCCAAGAGGUGAGGUGGCCAGGUUGGGAUUGGUGUGAGACCACACUGUGGCUACUUGGCUAUUGUUUUGGUUUGCGACGGCAAAUAAUUCUGUGCUAGUCAGUAACAUGACUGUCUGCAGCCCACCCUGGUCCUGUCACGAGGGGUGGACAUUACUCUGUUCGUAUUUUCUGAACUGCAGCAGUAGUGGUCUGUACUGAUGUGUCUUACUGUGGGGUUUAAUGGCACUAUCAGUUGCUUUCCCUAGCCUACCGGAUCACGCUGUGUGGAACGGGGCCUAUUUAGCAUUCUGCCCACUGCAGCUGCCAUCAUGGCCAACCUCUGAUGUCAGCGUGCGGGUACAGUGUGUUUAUUGAAACGUAGGGGGAAAAGAGGUUGUUAAAAUAAUUUCAGAAAGAAAAAGCUCAUCACCAAGUGGGCAGAAGGGACUGGGCCUUACAGCCUACACUAGAAAUAUUAAUGCAUCUUUCCUUGGCUUAGCAUGCUACUGAUUGAGUUUGAUGAUGUCAUUUAAAAGACCAAGGUCCCUGGUUCUAGAUGCUAACACGCACGUUAAUGCUACUGAAAAGUGAAUUCACUUUUGGGUUGACGCUCACAGGUAAUAUUAUCCUCUGACUUUAGAGCUUCCUACAGUGCCAGAUGUUGAGGAAAACCAAGACUAGGGUUUCAUUGCAUGUAAUAUGGCUGCAGACACAGACUCGUUAGAAAUCUCUAUCUGCUUCUUCAAAUCCAACAGUAGGUUUAAGGAUGCUGGCAUUCUGGCGAGGGGCGGGGGGGGGGGAGAAGAGGGUGGGCUUUGUAUUUAACUGGGUUAGAACAGAUUGUGUUUGCUUCUCAAAUUAGCAUCAAGCACAUUUUGAAAUGCAGAGGAACAAAGCUGUGAAAUUAAAGGUCUGGAUUUGAGAGGAGCUGGUCUUGCAAUAGUGAAGGCUGCUGGACUUGCAAAUGAAGGGAGAGCUUGCAUCACCUCUAAAGCUAGGCCGAAAUCUGAGCCAUUAAGAAACACCGACCACAAGCUAACACUUCUUCAGACAGAGCUGGAAAGAAAGGAAACCUGCAGCCACUUGAUCAGUGAUGGGUGGGAGGGGAAAGGAAGAUCUAUUAGCAAAAGCAGGGGGAAAAAUAAAUUCUCCUCUUGGUCUUUGUACAUAUUUGUCUCAGCUCCCUCCAUUGCAGAGUUGCUGUUCUAAAUGGAUGGUGUAAAAUGUGGCAAUGUGAUGUCACCUUGUUCCUAAGGUGGACUGAACAGGUCAGAUCCUAUACGUCUCUUGAGGCAUUGAAUAACUGACUGGAUUCCAGCUUUGUGUCUGGGAGAGGCGUUUUCUUCUCUCUCCUCCCUCCCCCCCUCUAUUUAUUUUGAAAAGAGAUUCAAGUUUUGUGAGUGGUUCUGGAUUAAGGGAAAUAAAUGCUACUGUAUCAUGACAUCAAUGUGAAAUGUAUUGUUCCCAUUGUGCACUGAUCAUAAGUAUUGUGUUAAGGAUCAACUGAUAUACUUGAGUGUGCAAGCAAUGAAAUACAUUUACAUGCUGCUAUAAAGAAAACUUUUAGAACAAAAAAAUACUAAACUUACAAAAAACCCUUCUUUAUUCUUUCAUCAUUGCUUUGACAGUGAUAUUGUGCAUGCAAACAGAAGCAUUGUGUGUCUUCAGCAAACAAAAACAAUCUUACAACUGAUGGCUGUAAAAAUUACACUCAUGCACAAAAACAAACAAAAAAACCCCCCACAACACAAAACUAGUUCAGUAUUUGAGUUGGCAUUUUCUCAUCGGAGCUGGGGAUUGAUAGGUUCUUCUUACUGUGCACAGUUCUUAGGUUAGUUCUGUUCCAACAGUUGUUAAAAUUGCAAAUGAAAACAAGGAAACAAUGUGCCAUUUUUUCACUUGAAAUUCUUCAUAGAUGUACAUUUGAAACUGCUAAUGAUACAUGUAUCUGUAUGUUGGUUUUUUUAGUGCAAUCUCUUCUGUAGAUCUUUGUUGACCAAACUGGUGGGUAUAGUUACUUAUUAAUUUAUAUUUGUCUCAUUCUGUAUGUAUGUGCGCAGUGUGUUUGUAAGUACGUGUGGUUUAUAAUCUGACAGACUGUCAUAAAGCUCAGUGUGCCUGUAAUUUAGCCCCCUUCCCUUAUUUUUAUUUAUUUUUGUACUGUGCUGAUUAAAUAAAAUGCACUGACCAUCCAUUACAU